AUGGAAGACCUGCAGAAGAAGAAGGAAGAGCUUCUGCAUGCGCAGCGGGAGAAGGCGGACAGGUUCAACGCUCUCCUAUCGGGCCCUGGUGGUCUCAACGAGACUAGCCGAAAGGUAUGCAAGAACCUCGAGGCUGCGAUCACGGCGUCCAAGAAACCAGGGUACUUUAUGUACUUCGAGCAACCCGACGUCGUCAAGGCUGUGGUGAAGAACGGCGAAUUGCGCAAGUUGCAGACAGCCAUCGUUCAGAUCCAGCAAAAGAUCGAUCUAGUUGACGCAGAGAUCACGAACAACGCGAGAGCAAAUGCUACGACGACAGCAAGUGGCCGCGAGUCCGAGAUCCAAAGCCUCAAGCAAUGGCUGUCCACGUACGGCACACCGAAGCCCGUGUCGAGUGGCAUCCUCACAUGCUUCUCCGCGAACCCCAAGGUGUACGGUGGAACGGAGCACUACUCGGCGUUCAAGACGCAGUCCACGACAAUGAAAAAAGGUCGCAUCACUAAGUAG
Molecule: messenger RNA, 507 nt
Organism: Aphanomyces invadans
Lineage: Eukaryota; Oomycota; Saprolegniomycetes; Saprolegniales; Verrucalvaceae
Exons: 1
Coding region: 1-507 (168 amino acids)
Source: RefSeq, a predicted model, not a curated record